CAUUUUGCAUCAACUCUCCUGCCUGUUCCUCCCUCUGAGGAGAGGGGUGUGUGCAACUGUCUACCUGUGUCUCACAGAGUGCCAUCUCACCUGGGGGUCUCAUCUUCCAGCACUGUCCCGUGUUGCAGGAUACAUCUGGGGGGUCAAGGCUGAGGGAGAACCAUCUGAAGUAUCACUGGAAAAAGCUGAGGAGCAGAUGCAGGAGCAGAAACUGAGGAGUCAAGAUGGAGCAAAGAGACAACAGGAGAGACAGACUCACACAGGGGACAAACCUUAUCAAUGCUUGGAAUGUGGAAAGAGCUUCAGGUGGAGUAGCCACCUUACUAGGCAUCAGAGAUGUCACACAGGAGACAAACCUUAUCAAUGCUUGGAGUGUGGAAAGAGCUUCAGUCAGAGUACCCACCUUACUUUGCAUCACAAAACUCAUACAGGGGACAAACCUCAUAAAUGCUUGGAGUGUGGAAGAAGUUUCAGGUGGAGAAACGAACUUAUGGUGCAUCAAAGAACUCACACAGGGGACAAACCUUAUAAAUGCUUGGAGUGUGGAAAGAGCUUCAGGUGCAAUAGCCACCUUACUAGGCAUCAGAGAUGUCACACAGGGAACCAACCUUAUAAAUGCUUGGAGUGUGGAAAGAGCUUCAGUGACAGUAGCACCCUUACUUCACAUCAAAGAACUCACACAAGGGAUAAACCUUAUCAAUGCUUGGAAUGUGGAAAGGGCUUCUGUCAGAGUGGCCACCUUACUUUGCAUCAAAGAACUCAUACAGGGGACAAACCAUAUCAAUGCUUGGAGUGUGGAAAGAGCUUCAGUCAGAGUGGCACUCUAAGUAUACAUGAAAGAACUCAUACAGGGGAUAAACCGUAUCAAUGCUUGGAGUGUGGAAAGAGCUUUAGUGACAGUAGCACCCUUAUUGUGCAUCAAACAAUUCACACAGGAGACAAACUUUAUACAUGCUUGGUGUGUGGAAAGAGCUUCAGGUGGAGAAGCGCCUUUAUUGAACAUCGAAGAACUCACACAGGGGACAAAUCUUAUAUAUGCUUGGAGUGUGGAAAGAGCUUCAGUCAGAGUAGCCACCUUACUUCGCAUCAAAGAUUUCACACAGGAGACAAACCUUAUAAAUGCUUUGAGUGUGGAAAGAGCUUCAGUCAGAGUAGCCACCUUACUUCACAUCAAAGAUUUCACACAGGAGACAAACCUUAUAAAUGCUUCGAGUGUGGAAAGAGCUUCAGUCAGAGUAGCACCCUUACUUCACAUCAAAGAACUCACACAGGGGAUAAACCUUAUAAAUGCUUGCAGUGUGGAAAGAGCUUCAGUUCGAGUAGCCACCUUACUUCACAUCAAAGAACUCACACAGGGGACAAACCUUAUAAAUGCUUUGAGUGUGGAAAGAGCUUCAGUCGGAGUAGCACCCUUACUUCACAUCGAAGAACUCACACAGGGGACAAACCUUAUACAUGCUUGCAGUGUGGAAAGAGCUUCUGUUGGAGUAGCAACCUUACUUUGCAUCAAAGAACUCACACAGGGGUCAAACCUUAUAAAUGCUUGGAGUGUGGAAAGAGCUUCAGUCAGAGUGGCACCCUUACUUCACAUCAAAGAUUUCACACAGGAGACAAACCUUACAAAUGUUUGGAGUGUGGAAAGAGCUUCAGUCACUAUAGCACCCUUAGUAAACAUGAAAGAAUUCACACAGGGGUCAAACCUUAUAAAUGCUUGGAGUGUGGAAAGAGCUUCAGUCAGAGUAGCACCCUUACUUUGCAUCAAAGAACUCACACAGGGGACAAACCUUAUAAAUGAUUCGAGUGUGGAAAAGCUUCAGGUGGAGUAUUGCCUUUACUCAACAUCAAAGAACUCACAUGGGACAAAGCUUAUAAAUACUUGGAGUGUGGAAAGAGCUUCAGUGACAGUAGCACCUUUACUUCUCAUCACAAAACUCAUACAGGGGACAAACCUUAUAAAUGGUUUGAGUGUGGGAAGACAUUCAGUCGGAGUACCACCCUUACUUUACAUGAAAGACAUCACACCGGGGACGGACCUUAUCAAUGCUUGGAGUUUGGAACAAGCUUCAGUCAGUGAGGCCACCUUACUUCGCAUCACAGAACUCACACAGGGGACAAACCUUAUAUAUACUUCAAGUGUGGAAAAAGCUUCAGUGAAAGAUGCGCCCUUACGGUGCAUGAAAGAAUUCACACAGGGGACAAAUCUUAUAAAUGUUUCAAAAACUGAAGGACUAUGUUAGGAUUGUGUCCAACAAAUUUGACAGCCACAGAUCAUAAGAUCUGAUAAUGGAGGGGAACAUGUGUCUAUGGCUAUGCAAGGCUUUCUCCAUGAGGAAGGCAUAGAGCACCAGACUACAGUUGUCUUCAACCCAGAGCAGAAUGGGGUUGUGGAGAGAAUGAACAGGACUCUUGGACAAAUGGUUCGUUCCUUGUUGGAUGAUGCGCAGUUACCAAAUGAGUACUGGGGAGAAGCUGCGGCUAUUGCUAUUUACCUGCAGAACCACCAUUUAAACUGUGACAUGGUAGGAUACCAAGUAUGUCUCACCUUUGUGUAUUUGGGUGCAAGGCCUUUGUGCACAUCCCAAAACAAAAGAGAUCCAAACUUGACAACACUGCCAAGGAAGUAAUACUCAUUGGGUAUUCUCCAACGCAGAAGGGAUACAGAGUCAUAGAUCCCAAAACUGGCAAAGUUGAAGGAUGCAGAGCUGUCCAUUUUGAUGAAAAAAGUGCACACACCGACCAGAAGAGGCGCCACACCAAACAGAUGACAGCAAAAUGGAAGAAGCUGAGCCAGAAGAGGCAACAGGGCCAGAAGGAGCAGCCAAAGCGCCAGCACCCAGACACUCUGAACUCACCAACAGAGGUGUACUAUCAGAGAGACUUGCUUACCCCAUAAGAGAUGAACUUCCAGAGCCAGAGACAAUAGAUGGACUUACUUACUGAUUUAUGUUGAUGAUCUGCUGUUGGCUUAUCAAGAUCCAAUGGACAAGCAACAGGUAGUAAAUCAUCUCAACAAGGAGUUUGAAGUGAAGUGCCUGGGUGAUGUCACUCACUACCUUGGAAUGCAAAUUGAAAGAGAGGGUGAUGGAUCCUUCUUGCUGAAUCAAAAACAAAAGAUCCAAAACCUUCUCGAGAGUCUAGGACUGAAGGAUGCACAUCCAGCACCUACUCCAAUGGAAGUAGGGUACCGGAAACAGACCAGAACAAACAAUCAUGGGAAGACCAAGAGAGCUAUAGACAAGCUAUUGGAAAAAGUCUGUAUAUCAGCACUGUUUGCAGGCCAGAUGUGGCGGGAGCAGUGGGAUACUUGUGCAGGAAAACCAGCUCGCCAACCAGAAAGGCCUGGGAAUCAAUAAAGAGAGUGGUGAGAUGUCUAAAGGGCACUGCAGCAAUGAAACUAAAGUUGACAGCUACCCGAGAUCCCAGGCUAGAGGGAUAUGAAGAUGCUGAUUGGGCUGAAGACACUACAGAUCGAGACUGUAGCACUCUCUCCCACAGAAGCAGAGUAUGUGUCAGCUUCUGAAGCAAGCAGACAGCUGAUGUGGCUGCUUGAACUGUUCAAAGAUUUAGGCAUCUCUAUACCUGGGCCUGUUGUGAUGCAUGAGGACAACCAAGGAUGCAUCAGACUCAUGCAGUCAGAAGGGGUGAGUUCACAGACCAAGCACGUAGACGUGAAGCACCAUUUCAUUAGAGAUACCUACCGCAGAGGACUACUCAAUAUGGAGCAUUGUCCAGCAGAAGACAUGACUGCAGAUGCUCUCACGAAGGCGCUGGGCAAAGUCAGACAUUGCAAGCUGCGAGACAAGAUGAACCUCGUGGGGUGAACCAAACGCUCGUUGAGAAGGGGUGUUGGAAGUGGGGCCAGAGCAACUCCUGGUCUGUUCUUUUGUUUGUGCUCCGGAAGGGAGGUAGAGCGAGGGUCCUCCAGAUGGAUAGGCUUGUUUACCUUUUAACUGUGAUGUUCUGACUAACUUCCUUCUGGUACUAGACUGUGACGCCUUUAGGAAAGCUUACCUGCCCCUCCUCCUUCCGCCCUUUCCACUCCUUUGUCUUCCGACUGUCUGGGAGAGAGGAGACAUCCCUUUGUCUCUCUCCAAGCAUGGGGCUGACUCCCACACCUGGGCAUUAUGCCUCCAACUUAGUUGGUUAGUUAGAACUAGGUAUGCCUUUUCUAUCUACUAUGUAUUUCUCUAAAUAAAGUAGCUUUUCUUAUUUUACUAACUCUCCAGUCUCAGUGAUGCUGAUGCAGGGUAAAAGCCUGCUUUCUUAGGCAAACACACGCAUGCGCUGGCACACUCGCAUUUCAACAUCUGCUGUUACUCUCUGCUUGCUG
Rhineura floridana is the source of this 4330-nucleotide messenger RNA. Its product is annotated as zinc finger protein 420-like. Gene Ontology annotation, molecular function: DNA-binding transcription factor activity; RNA polymerase II cis-regulatory region sequence-specific DNA binding. The record is from RefSeq and is a predicted model, not a curated record. Gene Ontology annotation, biological process: regulation of transcription by RNA polymerase II. Lineage: Eukaryota; Metazoa; Chordata; Lepidosauria; Squamata; Rhineuridae. Bases 197 to 1795 code for a protein of 532 amino acids. The transcript has 3 exons.